GUUGACCGAAACGGAGGAAAGAAUUCUCGCAUUGCCCGCCUACAUAUUCUGGUCUUACUCGUUGGUCUGGACUAGACUUUUCGGAAUGAGGGCGGCGCUCCGCUCGGCUGCGCUGCGGGCGUCCCGGUUUGACCCUGCGACGACGACGACACUUCCACGAUACGCCUCGACCGCUGCGCCGUGGACUCGAUCCUUUCAAAAUGCGCCUGCGCCGCUCGUAUCUCCCCCGAGCGGAACUUUAGGAAUAAGGACUGGGGCGUGUGCGCGACGCUACCGAACACCUUGGCCUUCGACGUCACAUGCGGCAUCCUACUCGACGAAUACAACCGGACCCGGACAGGCGCAUAAUGAUGGACAUGGCUCAAACCGGUCGCAGAGGAAAUUGGUGAAAUAUGCUGUUAUUGGGGGAACGAUUGUUGUUGGCGCAGCGGUGUUUUCGGACCAGGCUCAGCAUCUUUAUCGCGCUGCUGCGAGAACUGGACGGGUGGUGGGGACUCUAGCCGUCUGUAUCAAUGACUACCGAGUUACGCUCAAGCAAGAGACGUCGACCCCCGAGGAACGGAGCGAAAUACUAAAGGCAUGCCACAAGCGAUGCGCGGAGCGGACGCUCCGCGUUCUGGAGAAGAACGGUUCGAUAUUCAUUAAGCUGGGACAACACCUGAGUAGCAUGGGCUAUCUGCUCCCGCUGGAGUGGACGACGACCUUUGUGCCGCUUCAAGACAAAUGCCCCGUGUCGUCGCUCGAGUCCAUCGAGCAGAUGUUCCUCGCCGACACGGGCCACGGCGUCGACGAUCUGUUUUUCGAUUUCGACCCCGUGCCUAUCGGGGCUGCUUCCCUUGCGCAGGUUCACAUCGGUACGCUGAAGGAAACGGGUCAGAAGGUUGCUGUUAAGGUGCAGCACCCCGCGCUGGCGGAGUGGGUCCCGUUGGAUCUUGCGUUGACUAGGUUUACGUUCUCGAUGCUGAAGCGAUUUUUCCCGGAGUAUGAUCUCGAGUGGCUGUCUCGCGAGAUGGACCUGUCUCUGCCUCAGGAGUUGGAUUUCCGGAUGGAGGGGCAGAAUGCUACGCGGGCUAGCGAGUACUUUAAGAAACACUCUGAUGCGCCAGUCGUUAUCCCCGAUGUCAUCUGGUCUCAGAAACGCAUCCUCGUCAUGGAGUUCAUCUCCGGCUGCCGUCCCGACGACCUGGCGUCCCUCGACGCCAACCAGAUCAACCGCGACGAGGUAUCCGCGCAACUAGCCCACGUCUUCAACGAGAUGAUCUUCGGCAACGGCGCACCCCUCCACUGCGACCCCCACGGCGGAAACAUCGCCAUCCGCAAGAACCCCAACGGCCGCCGCCACAACUUCGAGAUCAUCCUCUACGACCACGGCCUGUACCGCGACAUCCCCACCGACCUGCGCCGCAACUACGCCAAGCUCUGGCUGGCGGUGAUCGAAUCCGACGUGGAGCACAUGCGCGAGUACUCGCGCAAGGUGGCCGGAAUCACCGACGAGCAGUUCCCGCUGUUUGCGAGCGCCAUCACCGGACGAGAUUAUACUGCUCUGCAGAAGAAGGACAUUGUUUCGACGACGCGUGAUGCCUCCGAGCGGGAGCACAUGUCCGGCGCCUUGAGCGACGGCAUGCUGCAGCAGCUGGUGGAACUGCUGGGUCAGGUCCCUCGCAUUAUUCUGCUGAUCUUGAAGACCAAUGAUUUGACCCGCAGCCUCGACGAGAACCUCCACACCCGCCAGGGCCCAGUGCGCACGUUCUUGAUCCUCGCGCGUUACGCGACGCGCACAGUCUUCGAAGAGCAGAUCGACGAUAUCAACGCGACUGGUGGGGUAUUGCGCCCGUUUAACUUUUUGCGGUUCCUCCGAGCGUGGGCUGGCUAUCUGCGCGUGGAGCUGAAGCUCUCUGUGUAUGAGACGGUGUUGUCGUUGAAGAGCCGACUGGGAUUGCUUGGGUGAUCUCUUCCCUCGGUGGUAUCUUUUUUCUUUGUUUCCUCCCUUCCUUUCAUUUCCUUUUCUUGCCCCUUUUCCUUUCCGUUUAGACAACCCCCACAUGUACAACAUCGACAAUUUCUAUAUACGAUACAAGAUACAGAUACAGAUACAGAUACACCAAGACCUCGACCUGAUGGAAAAUACAUACACGAGGAGCAUCUGUGUAUCAGCAUCAGUAUCACAGCUGGCGUUUUUCUCUUCUUUCUUUUCUUCGGGUUGAUUGUUUAUUAUACAAGGCCGUCUGUCAAUUCUGGUUUGAGGCUAUUGCGACGGAUGGCUAGGUGAAAGUUCAAAUGAGUGUGUGUCUAUAGAGGCCGGAUUUGGCGGUUCGGCAACGCACAUCGCAUA
Messenger RNA from Aspergillus campestris IBT 28561, 2332 nucleotides. RefSeq names its product ABC1 kinase family protein. The coding region runs from base 86 to 1948 and encodes 620 amino acids. Gene Ontology annotation, biological process: mitochondrion organization; lipid homeostasis. The transcript is spliced from 4 exons. Lineage: Eukaryota; Fungi; Ascomycota; Eurotiomycetes; Eurotiales; Aspergillaceae. The record is from RefSeq and is a predicted model, not a curated record. Gene Ontology annotation, cellular component: mitochondrial inner membrane.